Molecule: messenger RNA, 1501 nt
Organism: Larimichthys crocea (large yellow croaker)
Lineage: Eukaryota; Metazoa; Chordata; Actinopteri; Sciaenidae
Gene: gng12b
Product: guanine nucleotide binding protein (G protein), gamma 12b
Exons: 4
Coding region: 372-590 (72 amino acids)
Biological process (GO): G protein-coupled receptor signaling pathway
Cellular component (GO): heterotrimeric G-protein complex
Molecular function (GO): G-protein beta-subunit binding
Source: RefSeq, a predicted model, not a curated record
UAUGUUCAAUAUGAAGUGAUGUCGGCAGGGGGCGCUGUUUCCCAUCCAAACAGGCUCCAGAGAAGAGUCCCAGCCCAGCAGCUGAGCAGCCGCCAGCAGCAGAUGACUGUCCGCGUCCCUGUGCUUCACAUUAGCGGCUCACUGUUUAUUUUGUGCGUUGUGAAACUUUUCGUUCGACGCACUCACAAUCCACGUUUUGGAUGACAGCAGCUGCGCUCGCGUUAUUUCAUGGUUCGACUUUGAAGAGAACAGCAACUCCUGUCUGGAACCGAGAGGCUAGAUUUCCGCAGGUCACACAGACUGGGACUCCGAUACAUGCUCUUUGAGAUCUUUUCCCGCACAGGUUUGAGUGCAGCUGUCCAAAAACUGCAAUGUCAUCAAAAAUGCAGAGCUCCAGUAGCAUAGCUCAGGCCAGGAGGACGGUGCAGCAGCUGAGGAUCGAGGCCAGCAUUGAGAGGAUAAGGGUAUCCAAGGCUUCAUCAGACCUGAUGCGCUACUGUGGAGAACAUGCCAAGAAUGACCCGCUGCUCAUGGGCAUCCCCGCUUCAGAGAAUCCUUUCAAAGACAAGAAGCCUUGCACUGUUUUGUAAGAGAACACCUGAACUCUAGCUGCUUUCCUUUUGAUUCUUAUGUGGGAAAAAAGCUGAUAGUAAUACUGUCUCAAAGUUAUUUUAAGGCCAGUGUAUCUUCCCCCUAACCUUUUCCAAGGAAUACUUUGCAAUCAGAUAACAGAUACACCAAAGAACAGGCAGAAGUCUGAAGCUGUGGCCUUGGAUCAAAGCUUUAGCUCAAACAAAGAUGAGUAAAAGUUCAUGUAAAGCUUCAGUCAUGACUUUUAUUUCUCUGCAUUAACUUUGUCCUGAAAGAUGCUGUGCCAUGCCAUUGAUGGUAGAGUUUCUCACUUAUUUUUACAGCAUUCAUAAACAAGUCUCCCCUCAAGCAUUGGUCCAAUCAGAUUUAGCCUCGUAGCUUUCACCUGUGUCGACGUGUGUGUGAGAAGAAUAAGUGAUAACGCACUUUAAAUCCACGGUAGCUUUAUUGGAUGCCGCAGCAAACACACAGUACCUGUACGAAAACCUGGAAAGCUAACAACACCGAGCGGCAACACACUGGCAUGUGCAUUCAGUCUGGUUACGGUGUCUGAUGAGGUUCAUACAGAACACCAAAAUGGACUACAUCCUUCCCAUUUUAGUUGGUGCUUCUAUAAGGAAACAAACACAUGUGGUUGCACAUUAACAUACAAAUGAUGUCUAACAUGGCUGCUUUAACUGGAGGCAUUUCUGUAGCCAAUACAGACCAGCAGUAGUUUCAAUAACAACCUGAACACAAACUUAAGCAUCCAAUUUAUACUUUCAUGUUAUAGAAUGAUCACUUCCUGUAUGAAUAACAUGACAACAAACAUGAAAUGGGUCAAGUGCAUCAAUGGUAACUGAAUAAUUCAAUUAGAGAGCGAUGGAGUGCAAAAACUCUUUUCCAAAGUUUUUUUUUUUUUUUUUUUCCA